Messenger RNA from Panonychus citri (citrus red mite), 5361 nucleotides. RefSeq names its product syntaxin-1A-like. Gene Ontology annotation, molecular function: SNARE binding; SNAP receptor activity. The record is from RefSeq and is a predicted model, not a curated record. The transcript is spliced from 10 exons. NCBI's taxonomy places the organism in Eukaryota, Metazoa, Arthropoda, Arachnida, Trombidiformes, Tetranychidae. Gene Ontology annotation, biological process: synaptic vesicle fusion to presynaptic active zone membrane; exocytosis; intracellular protein transport. The coding region runs from base 2075 to 2950 and encodes 291 amino acids. Gene Ontology annotation, cellular component: synaptic vesicle; plasma membrane; endomembrane system.
UUGAUUACGAUUAAUUUGUUUCAAUUGUUAAUUGUCUUUUAGUUUCUAAUUACUAAUUGUUGAUUUUGUAAUGUGUUCAGACUUUGGUAAUUGAUUGGAGUUUGAACAUAAGGUUCUUCUUUUAAUGCAAAAAAGAAAAGGCCAAUCUCACUUUCAAUUACAAGUUAUCAUGUACUCAGCGAGUUAAUUAUGGAGGGAUAAUAUUCACCAUGAUGUCUUAGGAUAAGAAGAAAAUAUCAACCCCGCCGUUGAUCAACACUACAAUCAAAGGAAAACUAUUGGACGAAAAGCUAAAUUCAAUCAAUCUCUCAGUGGACAAUUAGCUUAUAAUAAUUAUUUAUUUGUUCUUCUAAUCUUAUUAAUAUAGGCUGGAUUUACAAAUGAUAUUUUUAGAUUUGUAAUCAUGUCGGCUACAAGAAAAGUGUGCGUAUCAAGUAGCACGAGUUGAGCAGAUAAAUUUGUUAAAGUGAAAGCCAUUGAUGAGAGAGAAAGAAAAGCCGAAGACAUAAUCUAACGAUCGAGAUUGAGGAUAAAGAAGCUAAAAAAUGAGACAAAAGUGAAUCUGAAAAAAAAGAGCCAAUAGGAAGGAGAUGAAAGAAAGAUGAACCAAAGGAGAAGACAAGAAGAGAAAACAAAAAGAGGAGAAAAAAAAAGUCUAAUACGAAACAAGGAAACAAACUUGAAAACAAUGACAAUGAAGGGAACCAUCAAAUGAAUGUCAGAAAAUAAGGAGUCAGGAUCAGAAUCAGAUUCUAAAGACGAGGGAAAUAAAAAAGAAAGGAAAGAAAAAAGCUCUACCAAGAAAAAGAAAGAGAAAUGGUGAAAACGAAGACGAAGGAGAAGAAGAUGGAAAAAAAAUCAAAGGAAACUAACAAAAGGAGGAAAAACAUAGAAAGGGGUGUGGGUGUUUGCAGCGAAGUAUUUUAACAGGGAGUCAAAUCCAUGGGAAGGAAUAGAAAAGGAGGUAAAUAUAAUUCGACAGAGAAGAGAGAGAGAGAGAAAGGGAGAAAAAACAAAGAAACAAUCGACAGGGAAGAAAGAAAAGAAAGAGAAAAUGAAAGACAUGGUUAUGCAUUUGAAUGUUUUGAUGAUGAGAAAGAGAGAAAAGAUAGAGACUCGAAAAAGAAAGUAAAGAAAGAGAGAGAAAUAAAAAUCCAUAGAGAAAGUGAGAAAACGAAGACAGAGAAAAAGCCUUCUAAAUGGCAUCAUCUUCAAUUCCAAUAUAAUAUUGUACCUUUUUUUUAAAAAAGAAAAAAUAACAACAAUCAAAUUACAUUCAUUUGUUAAUUGUUAUCACUAUUUAAAUUAUCAAUUUUUUCCUUUAAAAUUGGAACAAUAAUCAAUUACAAUUAGUAACCAAUUCUGGUAAACAUCAAUAGUGAAUAUAAAAGGGAAAAAAGGUGAAUACUUUUUUCCCUUUCUUUUUUUUUCUUUUCAUCAUCAUCAUCAUCAUCUCUUGAUCUUCUUCUUCUUUGUUUUAUAUUCAUUUAAAUUGUUAUUAUCUAAAUUUAAUAUUAUCCAUCAUUACCUCAUCUUCCACUUGUUUCUUUCUCCAUCCUCAUCACCAACAUCACCAAUAUCUUCAUUUUCUUGUUGUGUGUUUGAUAAUCAGUGGAUAUGUUUAAUGUUUACAAAUAUAUUAUUUCUGCUAAUACAAUAAUAGUAACAUCACCAUCACCAUCAUCAUCAUCAUAAUCCAAUGUUGAUAAUAUAAUAAUAAUUCAUAAGAAUAAUAAUUUCUUUCAACCUUAAUAACAAUAAUUUACUAAUCUACAUGAUUAAUAAUACUUAUUAAUUUAGUUCUCCUCCCCUCUUAUCCUCUUUGUUUUGGUGUUGUUACAAUUUCAAUUUACUUGGCUAAUUGUUGAUAAUCAAUCACAUCAUCUGAUUAACUGUUACCUCAAUUUGUUGGAGGAAUCACUUUAAUUGUGCUGAUCAAAUAUCUCUACUCUCCUUGUGAUUGUAAUAUUAUCAACUAAUUGUAAUCUCAAGUAAUUGUUUUCCCUUUUUUUGCUAAUUUAAAAUCAUUGUGAAGGAUUAACUCCAUCCGGUUAUAUUAAAGGAUUAAAUCAGAAUGACCCGAGACAGAUUAGCUGCUCUUAAAGCGGCUGCUGAAGAUGAGGAUGAAUUCGAGGUGGAUAUGCCCAAUAGUGAUGUUAAAAAUGAAUUUUUCCAACAAGUGGAGGAAAUCAUGGAAAUGGUUGAAAAAAUGAAAACGGAUGUGGAAGAGGUCAAAAGGACACAAAGUGCGAUAUUAUCGUCACCCGGAAAUGAUGAAAAAUUGAAGGUUCAAUUAGAUAGUCUAAUGACAACGAUUAAGAAAAAUUCUAAUGUGGUUCGAGGUCGAUUAAAAGCAAUGGAACAAGAAAUAGAGAAAAUGGAAGAAUCGGGUGAUAUGUCAGCCGAUUUCCGGAUCCGGAAGACACAACAUUCGAUGCUUUUACAGAAAUUUGUUCAAACAAUGACUGAUUAUAAUCAAACUCAAGUUGAUUAUCGUGAAAGAUGUAAAGCAAGAAUACAACGACAACUUGAAAUUGCUGGUAAAACCACAACAGCGGAAGAGGUUGAAGAAAUGCUGGAAAGUGGGGAAAGUGCUCAAAUAUUUACCGAAGGAAUUGUUACUGAUACAGCUCAGAUGAGGCAAACAUUGGCUGAUAUUGAAGCUCGUCAUGCAGAUAUUAAAAAAUUAGAGAAAAGUAUAGUUGAAUUACACGAGAUGUUUUUAGAUAUGGCAAAUCUUGUAGAAAGUCAGGGUGAAAUGAUUGAUAGAAUUGAAUUUCAUGUUGGAAAAGCUGUAGAAUAUGUUAAGGCUGGAACAGAAGAUACUAGGAAAGCAUUGAAACUCCAACGUGAAGCUCGUAAGAAAAAAUUGAUGAUAAUUGCUUGUAUAGCGAUCGCUGGUCUCAUUUUGGUUCCAAUGGUUUUCAAGUUUAUCCCGUUACCAUUUUGAAGAAAUUAAAUCUUAAUCAGUUCCCUAAUUUGAUGGAAUCACGUGUGACAAUUAAAACAGACUUUAACUAUUUAAUGUUAAUUUUAAACAACUUCAUCUACACAAUUUUUCAACAAUUAAGGAUUAUCAUUGAUUCAUCAACAGCAGCAACAACAACAACAACAGUAACAACAAUACAAUCAGCAGCAAUAUAUUUAUUGAUUGAUUUUUUUAAAUAUCAACAUGAUUGAGAUAUUAAUAGCUGAAGGUGGGAGAUUGAUGGAGACAGGGAGUGAUUUAUGCUAAUAAUGUAACAAUAAUAUUACCAAUAUAUUACCAUAACAAUAAUACGUAAUUGUAAUAAGACUAAUAAUAAUAAUCAAGGACAAUUGCAAUCAACUAAUGGUCCAGUUAAUUUUAAUGAUGAUAAACUACUCAAGGAAACUGCAAAAUCCACCGGAAUGAUUAGUUGAUGAUAAACGUUUUUUUUUGUUUUCUGUUGUCAUUGUUACUUAAUUACUAUUAUCUAUCCAUCGCUAAUUGAAUCUUCUUGAUAUGGUUUACUAUUUCAUCAUCUUCCUCCUCGUCAUCCUCAUCCUCAUCUUGAUCAUAAUCCUCUGUUUCAAAUACACUACACUUCCAACCUUCAUAUCAAAGGGAGUUAACAGAUUUAAUAAUAAUAAUAACUCAAAAUCAUCUCGUAUAUGCAAAUAACAGCAACACGAUGAUAAUCAUCAACAAUUUGGCGACAACAAUUAAAUCAAAAUCAAUAAGAUCAUCAAUUUAAAUCACCAGACAAAAAUGUCCAACAUAAAAAUUGCAUCGAUUUAUUAAAUUGUAAUAACCAAUUCAACUAAUGAUCGUUACAAUUUAAACAAAACACUAAUGGUAAAUGAUAUUAUGUAUUACGAUUGAAAUGGUGACAAUGACAUUGCAAUACAAAAGGAUAUUUAACUAAUGGUAUUGCAAAUUAAUUGAUGAUUCAAUUUGAUUGAAUAGUGAGAGUUGCAGCUCAAAAGAUGGACACAAAUAAUUAUUGCUAAACUUUUUUUCUGUGCUUUUUUGUUGGUACACAAUUUUGGCUAAUCAACAUUUCCAUUGGGAUUAAUUUAAUAUUUACCUCUGGGAUGGAUGGUUAAAUGAUAGUGAUAAUAUAUAAAUCUAUGGUUUUAAUUAUGCGGAUUAUGAUAAACUCCCAUCUCUCUGAUAUUAUGAUGAUAUUAUUAUUGUUUAUUGUUUGAUGCUGCUUUUUGUUGGGUGAAGCCUUUUUUUUGCUGGUGGGUUUUGUUUGUGUGUCAAGAGAUUAUCCCGGAAGUGAUUGAUAUGGAAACCAGGAAAUGAAGUGAAAAACUUUCACUUGAAAGCAUCCAACCAAUUUAACCAGCCUGCCAAAUGAUUUCAUCUUGCAAUUAACUAAUCCAGUUAACUUUUUACUAAGUCACUAUUAAGGACUCUCUCUCUCUCUCUCUCUCCCACAUACUUAAUCAUCGCAAUUAACACUCAUGUUAAUUUGAACAUAUUAUCUCAUCAAUUUCUCAUUCUAUGGCCGUUGUUACUUUGUAAUCUUUAAUUGUUGCUGUUUUCGAGAACCCAAACAAUCAAUUGUGUUGAAUUUUUCGGUUUUUUUUUCAUCGAACUUGUUUACACGAUUUGAUCCUCUUGAUUUCGCUUCUUCCUUGGACCUAUUCUGAUUCCUCGUGAAAGGACGAAUCUUGACCUGAUUUCAAUUCACUGACAAUUAACUUGGAUUAAUGCAAAUAUUUAAUUAGCUAUUCGAUUUGUGUGCAAAUUGAUGAUUUAUCUCUUUCUUUCUUUCUCUCUUUUUCCAAAUCAUUCGAAACAACGAAAACUAUUCCCUUCGAUCUCAUUCAACUUCACUGAAGCUUCUGCUUGACGCCAUUUUUUUCGCAUUUUUAUCUUCACUUUGUCAUCUUAUUCUGGUUCCUUCUCUCUUUCUCUCUCUCUCUCUCUCUCUCUGUCAGGGUAGUUAAUUUAAUUUCAAUGAUUUAAAUUUUCUACCCAAUUGGAUUCCAAUUUGAUAAUCAAAUUUUGAUUAUAGUUCUUGUGGAUUACAUCGUAUGAAAAACAUCAAGAUGAUCAACUAAUUAUCUAACCUAAACUUUGCAUCUUCAUUUAAUUCAUUGAAAACUAUGCUGCUGAUUUUCAUCAAGUGAUCAACAAUUAACAAAACCAACUCACCCAGUGUUGAUAAAUCACAUGUACAUCAAAUUAAAUUGCACACAAUUUGUUUUUCUUGGAUAAAUUGAAAGUUUCACAAAUACACACACACACACAAUCAAUUAAACAUCACAACCACCACAUCAGCAACACCAUUACAAACAAUUUAAAAGCAAUCAAUUGAUUUAAUCCAACAUAACAUUUAGUAACUACAAUUGCAAAGGUUUUGAUUACUCUUAUAUACUUAUAAUAUA